AUGAGCAUGAAAAGAAAUGGCCCUAAAGCGAUCCCCGUAAUUCAUAAGCAUAGGGCCCCCAACAUCUUCACCUGCAUCCAGCAACAACUAGUUAAUGCAAGGGUUCAGACCCUGAGCGAGCCCCAUAUACCUAUAAACUACCUGACCUGGUGCUACCUCGAGUUAUUUGGGGGCCUCUUGCCCGAGGCUAGUUUAGGGAAGUGCUCCAAACGACUCCGGGGAACCGCUAGGUAUAUUCUACAGACGUUUUCGAGUCAAUUGGUAUAUACCUUGCCGUCGCUAGACCCCGUUAAGGCCUUCAAAUAA
Trichophyton rubrum CBS 118892 is the source of this 306-nucleotide messenger RNA. RefSeq lists its product as uncharacterized. The transcript is spliced from 4 exons. Lineage: Eukaryota; Fungi; Ascomycota; Eurotiomycetes; Onygenales; Arthrodermataceae. Bases 1 to 306 code for a protein of 101 amino acids. The record is from RefSeq and is a predicted model, not a curated record.